AUGGGUGCGGACGACAAGAAGGACCAACAACUCUCGGAGAAUGACGGCUUCACAGACUUCGCCAAAAAAGAUCCAAGCUCAAAAAACAAGAAGAACCAAGACUCCAACCUGAAGAUUACCAUUCAUCUGGAUCUGGUCGCCGAAGUCGAUAUCAAGAUCAAGGCACAGCUAUAUGGUGAUAUUGUGAUUGGUUUGCUUUGA
This is a messenger RNA of Aspergillus novofumigatus IBT 16806, 201 nucleotides long. RefSeq lists its product as uncharacterized. Bases 1 to 201 code for a protein of 66 amino acids. NCBI's taxonomy places the organism in Eukaryota, Fungi, Ascomycota, Eurotiomycetes, Eurotiales, Aspergillaceae. The transcript has 2 exons. The record is from RefSeq and is a predicted model, not a curated record.